Daldinia vernicosa is the source of this 1471-nucleotide messenger RNA. Its product is annotated as superoxide dismutase. Gene Ontology annotation, biological process: superoxide metabolic process. The coding region runs from base 488 to 1237 and encodes 249 amino acids. Gene Ontology annotation, molecular function: metal ion binding. The transcript has 3 exons. The record is from RefSeq and is a predicted model, not a curated record. NCBI's taxonomy places the organism in Eukaryota, Fungi, Ascomycota, Sordariomycetes, Xylariales, Hypoxylaceae.
GUUGGUCUCAUCAAAUGUCUACCACCGGCCAUUCCUUUUCCUUUUCCGCGUAGACGAUGGCGGGUGAAUUUGACCUUGUUAGUUAAGAUGAUGUUAUGACAAGGAAUUGUUCAUUGGUUGCUGUGCUGCGGGCUGUGAGCUGUGGGCUACAAUGGAGUACAAAGUGACACACCUACUACCUAUCACCAGAGGCAAAGUGUAGACGGGUAUAAAGACUUACAGCCUCCAGUCCCCUUAUUCACCUCCGCUUGUCUUUGUCCCUUUUAAACACUGUCUGACUCUGGCUUUUAAACGCACAAAACCCCUGAGCAAAUAAGUACAUAAACGGUUCCCUCAGUAGUUUCCAAAUAAAUUCCCAAGCUACACCUUCCUUCGGAGACCACAGCAUCAAGAAGCUACCUAAGAUACGCGAACCACAAAUUCUGACCAGACUCGAACAACCGAAUCUCUAUCAUAAUUUGCUAUCACAUUCUCACAACCCGACAAAAUGCGUGUGUCUAAUAUUAUCUCGCUCUCUGCCAUUGGUGCAUCAGGCGUCCUAGCCCAAGUCAAUGUCACCGGCCAACUAGGUGAUGCCGCUGUAACUACUGGCAACCCUAUCGGAAAAACAGCCGUUGCUACAUUACCAGAACAGCCAUUCUGGAAAGGAAGCCUGAAUGGUAAUGUAAGGGGUUCCGUCGUGGCCAAGUCCGGUGCAAACGGCGAAGGUGUCGACUAUGAAAUAUCAUUCUCGAACUUGCCUCAGGAGGGUGGACCGUUUAUCUACCACAUCCACGUCGCUCCUGUCCCAGAAGACGGCAACUGUACCAGCACGCUCGCGCAUCUUGACCAAUAUAUUCGAGGCGAAGACCCCGCUUGCGACUCAACACGUCCGGCGUCGUGCCAACAGGGAGACCUAAGCGGGAAAUAUGGAAAGAUCCAAAGCUCAGAGUCAUCAUUUAGUGCCAAGUAUCACGACCCGUACACGUCCUUGAGCGAGGGCGUCGGUUCGUACUUCGGCAACCGAAGUCUUGUAUUCCACUUCGCAAACAAGACUCGUAUCACAUGCGCAAACUUCUCCGUGCUCGGCUCGAACACCACCGUACCGUACCCUACCGGCACCGGCAGCGUCACCACGACCACACCCACACCUACUGCCUCGCCGAGUAUCCCUAUCACUAACGCAGGCAGCGUACUGGACGUCGUUAAGAACCUAGCGAUCGCGCCUGUUGUUGCAGGCUUCCUUGCUCUGCUAUAAGACACAACAAGCGUAUUAGAGUCAAUCAGUUAUUAUUAACCGAGGUUCACUUCAGAGUCGACCCCAGUUGAAAGUUAAUUUGCAUGGGUCGGCGUUACGGGGAUGCUGGUUGACUUUUGAAAACUACCUAGGUACCUAAUCACUAAUGGGAUGAGGAUAAUCUCAUUAUACGCGUAUGAUGUUCACGGCCGGCGAGAAAACAUUCUAUAGUAAAUAUUACUUAGUCUAACAAUA